Molecule: messenger RNA, 408 nt
Organism: Closterium sp. Naga37s-1
Lineage: Eukaryota; Viridiplantae; Streptophyta; Zygnematophyceae; Desmidiales; Closteriaceae
Source: the annotation of a GenBank genome assembly
AUGGAGGGUGUUGUUCCGGAUGAGCCGGAAGUUGAGAAUUACCGUGACAGACCAGUCACGAAUGGACCACCAGCUGCAGAACUUGCCACUCCUCCUGCUCAUCCUGCUGCUCCUGUUGUGCCUGCUGCUGCUGCUGCUGCUGCUGCUGCUGCUGCUGCUGCUGCUGCUGCUGCUGCUGCUGCUGCUGCUGCUGCUGCUGCUGCUGCUGCUGCUGCUGCUGCUGCUGCUGCUGCUGCUGCUGCUGCUACUACUACUGCUUCACGGGGAAAGGAUGGGGUUGUGGUGGGAGAUGGUGUGGGGGGAAGGGAUGGGGGUGCAGCCCUGUCACUGCACCACUUUGUGCUGGCGCACCUAGCAGUGCAGGCACCAGUAAUGCAGGGACCAGUGUUGCAGGGACAAGUAGAGUAG